This is a messenger RNA of Vespula vulgaris, 1857 nucleotides long. It is a transcript of the gene PGS1, whose product is annotated as CDP-diacylglycerol--glycerol-3-phosphate 3-phosphatidyltransferase, mitochondrial. Gene Ontology annotation, cellular component: mitochondrion. The transcript has 8 exons. Gene Ontology annotation, molecular function: CDP-diacylglycerol-glycerol-3-phosphate 3-phosphatidyltransferase activity. Gene Ontology annotation, biological process: cardiolipin biosynthetic process. Bases 289 to 1857 code for a protein of 522 amino acids. The record is from RefSeq and is a predicted model, not a curated record. Lineage: Eukaryota; Metazoa; Arthropoda; Insecta; Hymenoptera; Vespidae.
AAAUUGUAUGAUAGAAUAAAUAUUAUUAAGUAUAACAUUUUUGACAUCAUAUAAAUAUAGACAGAAAAUUUUGUAUGUGUUAUCGUCUUGUUGAUUUUAUUUAUAUUAAAAAAUGAUAUACAGUACGGUUUUUGUGAAACAGUAUAAUCUUAUAUUUCUGACGACACUUUUGUGACUAAUAAAAUUUUUGAAGUUCUACGUAUAUACUGCAUGUGUCUACAAGCUCCUUUGACAAAGCACAGCUUCACAAAUUAAACUAGAAAUUCAUUUGUAGAAUAAAUUUUACUCAUGCACAUUUCCACCUCGCAGUUUUGGAAGCGAAUUUUGAAACGGUGUAAUGGAUUGAAACUAGUAAAUCUUCAAACAUAUUUAAAACCGUAUAGAAUAAAUUUAUUUAUCGCAAGAAAUAGAACACAAAUCACAAUUUUACAGGAAGAUAAACUUUUAGAAAUAGAAAUGCUACAUCCCAAAGUAGACAAUUUAUGCUGGUUGCACAAAGUUGCACCAGGAUUUCCUAUAAAUGGUUCAAAGAUUACAAUAAUUCAUGAACCUGUUCAUUUUUAUGGUACAUUAUUAAAAAUGUGUAAAUUUGCUAAAAAGAGAAUCACAUUUGCAUCCUUAUAUUUGGGAACUGGGAAGUUAGAAUCUGAAUUGGUACAAACAAUAGAGCAUGCUAUUCUUUCAAGCAAUGGAAAUAUUAAAGCAAGAUUUUUGUUAGAUUACAUGAGAGGUUCUAGAGGUACACAGAAUUCACGUAAAAUGUUAGAACCAUUGCUCAAAGGAAAAUAUGCUCAUUGCUCUGAAGUUUUUCUAUAUCAUACACCUAAACUUCGUGGACUUUUAAAAGUUAUUAUGCCGGAUCGUUACAAUGAAGUUAUAGGUUUACAACAUAUGAAAUUGUAUAUGAUAGAUGAUACUUUGAUAAUAAGUGGUGCAAAUUUAAGUAACGAUUAUUUCACGAAUCGGCAGGACCGAUAUUUUAUAAUAGAAGAUGCUAAGGAACUCUGUGAUUUCUAUGAUGACUUAGUUAAAAGGGUGGGAGAAUUUAGUUUUGUUUUACAAUCAGAUGGUAGUACAAAGUUAAACUCUACAUUAAGUUCUCAUCCAUGUGAAGGACCAAAGCAAGAAUUUUCUGAGGAAGCUGCACACAGAAUAAAAACGCUUUUCCAAAAUGAAAUUCAAAAACGUAUUGAGCUUAACAAACAAAAAGAGGCUUCAGAUGUAGAUACUUGGAUUUUUCCAUUAGUACAAAUGGGUCAACUUAAUAUAUUACAUGAUAGUGAAGUGACAUUGAAGUUGUUACAAUCAGCUUCAUUGGGAGCAAGACUUAAAUUAGCAACUGGAUAUUUUAAUUUAACUUCAGAUUAUAUCAGUGCUGUACUUAAACAAUGUCAAGCUACGUGUGAUCUUCUAACAGCACAUCCUACUGCUAAUGGAUUUUUUAGUGCGAAAGGUAUUGCAAGUAGUAUUCCAGCAGUAUACACAAAAAUAGAAGAAUUAUUUUAUAAAACGUGUGAAAGAUUAGGUCAACAAGAAAGAGUAACAUUAUGGGAAUUUAUUAAACCAGGAUGGACAUAUCAUGCUAAGGGCCUUUGGUAUUUUUUACCAGGUCAACAAAGACCUUGUCUGACUCUUGUUGGAUCACCUAAUUUUGGUUACAGAUCAGUAAACAGAGAUUUGGAAACACAAAUUGCAAUUGUAACUAAAAAUGAAAAAUUACAAAUGGCUUUGCAAGAAGAACAGGAACGUUUGUUUACGUGUGCUAAACCAGUUACAAAAAGAACAUUUUCUCAAGAAGACCGAAUACCUCCAGCUUGGAUACGCACAACAGUUGUGUUAUUUCGAUAUUUUUUUUAG